This is a messenger RNA of Stylophora pistillata, 2422 nucleotides long. Its product is annotated as pinopsin. Gene Ontology annotation, biological process: G protein-coupled receptor signaling pathway. Lineage: Eukaryota; Metazoa; Cnidaria; Anthozoa; Scleractinia; Pocilloporidae. Gene Ontology annotation, cellular component: membrane. Gene Ontology annotation, molecular function: G protein-coupled receptor activity. The record is from RefSeq and is a predicted model, not a curated record.
ACCUGGAGCUCAUUAAUAACCAGCAGACAGACUGAAAUCACAAAGAUUUACUAACAAGAUACAUCAUGAUAAUGGAUUUAGAAACUUUUGGACCAUUGGACAGGUGCCAACGCAUUGACGUUGACCGAGUCCUGGGACAACAUUUACGGAUCAAAAGAUUUAAUAACUUUUCAAACCUAUGCCUCGAUUGAAGCCCUUGCAAAAGGAAAUCGAAAAAUCGUCUGAAGAAAUUUCACAGCGUGAGGAGUUUCCCAGCCUCUCCAAACAACCCAGUCACACGAUCUACCUAACGGAGAGCGAUUGAAAUCCAUCGUUGUCAGAAAUAUUUCACGUGAAAUCCCUUCCAAUCAGGUGAUAGUCAUGAAUUUUAAUUAACUCUCUAGGAGAACGCACUUUUCAUAUUUUAUUUGCUUCGGGAUUUUCACAACAGGAGUUGCAUUGAAACAUCAGGAAGUCAUUGUUAAACAGGGCUGAAGCUUCUGCCGGUGAAAGGUACAAGGUCACGCUCUUCUCUAACAAUUAUUAAACGUAUCAGAAAAUUACAAGUCCAACAACUGAUCAAGAUUCAAAUACGUAAAGGUUUGACAGGGAAACAAUGAGUCCGUCAACCGGAGUUCCGAGUACGACUUCAAUAAAAAUUAACAGCGAUAGAGAAUUCCAUCUGGAUGCAGACAUCCUCAUUUCGUAUGGGGUCGUUAUGGGUUUAAUCUUGGCAGUCGGCUUGGUGGGCAAUGUUCUGACAAUCCUUGUCUUACGCUGUCCUGAACACAGAAGGAAAAACAUCACUCCACUCAUGAUAAACUUGGCAGUCGCUGACAUCAUUAUAAUUGUCUUUGGCUAUCCUGUGGUCGUCUCAAGUAACUUUGCUUCCUCCGGCCUCAACCUUCGUGAAAGUCGGCCGCUUUGCAUAUGGUCGGGAUUUAUCAAUGGCGCCACUGGCAUCGCUUCCAUCGCCAAUCUGACCAUGAUGAGUUUGGUGAUGUUUCACGGUGUUAGUUCAGUGACUAAGACGACAAAAAUCUCCACAAUCAAAAUGGCGGCCAUUAUCACGUUCACGUGGGUGUAUGGAGUGACGUCCAUGAUUCCGCCGUUAGUGGGUUGGAACGAAUUCGUUCCAGGUGCCUCCGGUAUCAGCUGCUGUCCUAAUUGGGUUCCGGAAACGAAGGCUGGAGUGGCGUACAAUAUGUUUCUGGUUUUUGUCGGCUUCGUGCUGCCACUGAGUGUCAUUAUUUUCUGUUACUAUCGAAUCUACAGCUUCAUUCGCACUCAACAACCCACCUCAGGCAAUGCCUCAGUGGAAGCCAGUCGAAGAAAGUCUCAGAUUAGAAUGGUGCGCACGAUUGCGAUGUCAAUUGCCGCCUUCGUGUUGAGCUGGUCGCCAUAUUGCUUGGUUAGCAUCAUUGCCACCAUCCGGGGUACGAAUUCGCUGACACCUUCAGAGGCAGAGGUCCCGGAUUUACUCGCCAAAGCCUCUGUUAUCUUCAACCCCAUAGUGUACACGGUGAUGAAUGACAGAUUCCGAGCUACUCUGCUGCGCAUCAUCCCCUGCGGCAGCCUUUUCUCAAGGGAGGUCAAUCCGGCGUCAAAUUCCGUUUCCAGGUCAGUCGGGUCCAUUGUCGACAAUGCCAGUUCUUCUUUUGAUAAAAGAAGAUCCCAGAGGUACCAGAACGACCAGAACGACGUUUGAAGUAGUCUACAGUGUCCUGCAUUGCGGCAAACAAGAACUUUUACCAAGUAUUACGGCCUAGAGGAUGAAUUAAAUAGUGAAAAAAAAAAAUCCUCUCAGACAGUCUUGAGUGCAGUAGAAGUUACAAUGAUGUAGACUGUGCAUUAAGUUAGUCCGCAAACUUCCAGUUCCUGCGAUCAGGCUGACAAAUUUGAACCGAAUUGUUGACAAAGGAGAUUAAAUCUCUGGAGAUCUACUACUGGUAUCUGAUAAUUAAAUAAAAUUAAGGGAAGCGUGGUUAAAGUAGAACUUUAACGAAACCAAAGUAAAGAAACAAUCUUACAAAGAGGAAUAAACGAGAAUUUGUUAAAAAUGCUAGUUAAAGUAUGCAAUUGGAAUCCAUUUCGAAUUAUUACCAUUCCAUUUACUUGUAUGGCUGACAGUAAAAUGAGGUUAUUCUGCACGAUAAACUUUGGACGCAUUCUAAGCAUAACUUAGCAGAAUUAGAAAGUUAGAAACAAAAAAAAGUCACGACAAGCUACCGAAGGUGCUUUUUUCUCUUAAAUUUAAUUGGUGCACUUGAAAAUAUUUUAAUUUCAAGAAUUCUAAGUCAUAUAUCAAUAAAAUGACAUGUUUGUGUGGACAUUUUUUUAAUGCGUGUAAUUGUUAACAAUAAAUCGGGUUAGUUCUUGCGAAAGAUCAUUUGAAUGUAUUUACGUAUCCAUAAAGGUAGACAUAAAAUAUCUUGUUAACGUC